AUGGCGCAGAUCUUAUACAAUUCGCUCAGACAGAGAAAGGCUCUGGUUCUAUGGUGUCUCAUUAUUUUAGCGGAGUACAUGGUGGCAUCGAACUGCCUCCUGGUCGGCUCUCGCCAAACGUUUGCAUUUGCUCGUGAUGGGGCUCUCCCUUUUUCACGGUAUUUGUACCGGAUCAAUCACUACACAAAAACACCCGUCAAUACAGUUUGGUUCGACACCAUCUGUGUUCUGGCAAUUGGACUUUUGUCGUUCGUGAGCACCGAAGCCAUCGAUGCAGUAUUCACAAUCGCUGUCACCGCAUCGUACGUCGCUUACAUAACGCCGAUCACAACCCGCUUUGCGUUCAAGAAUAAUUUUAAACCCGGCCCAUUUCAUCUCGGGAAAUUGAGCUUUCCAGUCACUGCGAUCGCUGUAGUGUGGAUGGUCUUCAUGAUCAUUGUUUUCUUCUUUCCUGCGAGCCCGCAAACGACAACACAGCAAAUGAACUAUACAGUUGUGGUACUUGGAGGGGUCAUAUUUCUGUCGAUUUCCUGGUAUAAUUGUCCGGUGUACAGAGGUGUGCAUUGGUUCACUGGACUCAUAUCCAACUUUACACCAGCCAUCAGAGGUGAAAACAAAGACGAGGAUUCGAUGUCGGAGAAGAAGGGACAACAUAAUGAAGAUCUCUUUGUUUCAGCGGUGGAUGUAUAA
Molecule: messenger RNA, 690 nt
Organism: Suillus subaureus
Lineage: Eukaryota; Fungi; Basidiomycota; Agaricomycetes; Boletales; Suillaceae
Product: amino acid permease-domain-containing protein
Exons: 3
Coding region: 1-690 (229 amino acids)
Biological process (GO): transmembrane transport
Cellular component (GO): membrane
Molecular function (GO): transmembrane transporter activity
Source: RefSeq, a predicted model, not a curated record